GCAGCAGGUGCGCGACCAGGACCGCCGCCCGCCCGCCGCGCUCGUCGGGAUCGUCGUGCAGCCCCGGCGCGACGAGGCAGCCGAGGCGCGCCGCCGCAUGGAGACCCUGCUCUGCAGCGCCUUCGCCCCGCACAGCGCCUCCGUGGAGGUGCACACGGCCGUGUUCUGCCCCAGCCGCCCCGAGGGCACCCUGGACCUCCAGCUCGCCGCCAGCGGAGCGCACAAGGGCGCGUCGCCGGGCUGUGUCCCCUUAGUGGAUCGGGCGACCCAGACGAUGGGGGUAUGUGAAAACCAGUGACAGAGCGGGCCUCACAGCCAGGGUGUCUUAAAGGGGAACAGCGCACAGGGACCUAGGAACACACCAGCAAGCAGGUGCCUGAAGGAGGCGCUCGGGGGGCAGAAUCGUGGGCGUCCAAGUUUCCACAGGCCCCGAGGCCAGCGUUCACCAGGUGCCCAGGUCCGUGAGGGGCACGGCAGCUCCCCUCCACCCAUCCCCAGGAGCCGAGGAGGAGGGAGGACAGCAGGGUGGUGUCGGCAGAGAAGACUGUCCCCAGCACCCUGCCGUGGGAGCCACCCUGGCUUUUGUGACCUCACAGGAGGGGUGUGGGUGACCGUUCCCUGUGGGCCCUGGGCUCAGAGGGAUGCCAGAGCCCCCCCGCAGGGCAGGGGCACACGGCCCCUCGGGGAGGGAGCCAGGAGGUUAGGCAGCUCCAUGUAGGUGCACAUUUAGGUGAGGAGGACCCGCCAUGAAGAAGGGCAAGAGGCAGAAGUCAGAGGCCAGGCGCCGAGGCUCCACCUCCCAGCGCGCCAGCUCCGAAUCCAGCCCUCAGCAGCAGAGCUCGGAGUCCAGUUCACAGCAGCCCAUCUCCAGAUCCAGCCCGCAGCCGCCCAGCCCCCGGCCCACCUUGCAGCCGUCCAGCCGGGGACCCACCCCGCAGCCAACCAGCUCUGGAGUCACCUCACAGCCCAGCAGUGAAUCCACCGCCCCGCAGCCUGUGCCCCAGGCUCUCCCGGCUCCCGAACUCGGACGCUCGGCUCGGGGCGUCGUGUCUCCGGACACUGACACAAAAGCAUCCCCUCGAUCCAGGAAAACAGCAGGGCCUGUGACGCCAGCGGGCCCGCGCCCCUUCUGUUCCUGUUCCGCUUGCCCUGGCAGCUCUGCUUGCUGGCGCCGUCUGGGCCUGUGCCAUAGCCGCAUCUUCGAUGUCCUUCUGCCCCGGGCCUGGCCGACCAUGCCAGGGAGAAGAUUCCCAAACUUCCUCACCUUCUACAGAAGACCUGCAAGCAAACAUUCCACUCAUCGUAAUUCGCGUGCUCCGAGCCCUCGGGACUGUUGCUGUGGCUCUGGGAGCCCUGGGAACUGCCUACUACAUCACUGAAUCCUUGUGAACAAGUCCCCAGGCCUGCGGUCCAGCAGAUCCAGUUUUCCAUCAAGGAUCUCUCUUGUCACCAAAAUAGAACAAAACAGAACAAAACAAAA
Balaenoptera musculus (blue whale) is the source of this 1480-nucleotide messenger RNA. It is a transcript of the gene SPATA3, whose product is annotated as spermatogenesis associated 3. Lineage: Eukaryota; Metazoa; Chordata; Mammalia; Artiodactyla; Balaenopteridae. The transcript has 5 exons. The record is from RefSeq and is a predicted model, not a curated record. The coding region runs from base 747 to 1379 and encodes 210 amino acids.